CUCAUAGCUAUUUAAUUAAGGGAUGGCAGAUGACCCCUCACUGUCUUGCUGCCUCUUGUUCCAACAGGUCCUUUGUCAUCCAGCAAAUCCCAAGCAGCAAUCUGUUCAUGGUGGUGGUGGACAGCAGCUGCCUCUGUGAGUCCGUGGCCCCCAUCACCAUGGCGCCCAUUGAAAUCAGGUAUAAUGAAUCCCUUAAGUGUGAACGUUUAAAGGCCCAGAAGAUCAGGAGGCGUCCAGAAUCUUGUCAUGGCUUCCAUCCUGAGGAGAAUGCACGGGAGUGUGGGGGUGCGCUGAGUCUCCAGGCCGAGGCAGUCCUCCUCCUGCUCCCUCUGCUUUUGAUGCUCUUCUCAAGGUGACACUGACUGAGAUGUUCUCUUGGCAUGCUAAAUCAUGGAUAAACUGUGAACCAAAAUAUGGUGCAACAUAGGAAACAUGAAGUAUAGUCCAACCAUCAGCAUCUCAUGAUUUUAAACUGUGUGUGAUAUAACCUCUUAACGAUAUGUCGACAAAGAAGUUAUCUUUUUAUUUUGCCACUCAUGCAAAUGUGAGUUUGCCACAUGAUAAUCACCCUUCAUCAGAAAUGGGACUGCAAGUGGUAGGCAGUGUCCCUUCUGCUUGAAACCCAUUGAAACUAAUUUAAAACUGUGUACUUUUUAAAUAAAGUAUAUUAAAAUCAUAA
This is a messenger RNA of Galeopterus variegatus (Sunda flying lemur), 679 nucleotides long. Its product is annotated as voltage-dependent calcium channel subunit alpha-2/delta-3-like. Lineage: Eukaryota; Metazoa; Chordata; Mammalia; Dermoptera; Cynocephalidae. The record is from RefSeq and is a predicted model, not a curated record. Bases 30 to 356 code for a protein of 108 amino acids. The transcript has 3 exons.